CCCGCUCCCGAGGCAGCGCGAAGCCACUGGCCUGUGAGCGCGGAGCCGCCGGUGAAGCCAGAGGAGCAGCAUGAGCUCGGCAGCGCGGGAGAUCCUGGGGCUGGGGCUGGGCAUCCUGGGCUGGGUCGGGGUCAUCCUGGCCUGCGGCUUGCCCAUGUGGCAGGUGUCCGCCUUCGCCGACGGCCACAUCGUGGUGGCGCAGACCACCUGGCAAGGGCUGUGGAUGAACUGCGUGGUGCAGAGCACCGGGCAGAUGCAGUGCAAAGUCUACGACUCCAUCCUGGCGCUGGACCCCGAGGUGCAGGCGGGCCGGGCGCUCACCGUGCUGGUGGCCCUGCUGGGGCUGGUGGCGCUGAUGGUGACCGUGGUGGGGGCCCAGUGCACCACCUGCGUCCGAGCCGGCAAGGCCAAGUCCUGGAUCGUCAUGGCCGGCGGGGUCCUGUACAUCCUCUGCGGGGUGCUGGUCCUCAUCCCCGUCUGCUGGUUCGCCAACAUCAUCAUCAGCGGCUUCUACGACCCCAACGUGCCCAAGUCCAGGAAGCGGGAGAUGGGGGCGGCCCUCUACAUCGGCUGGGCGGCCACGGCUCUGCUGCUCCUCGGGGGCAGCCUGAUUUGCUGCUCCUGCUCCUGCUCCGGGGACGGCGAGAACGCCUUCCCCGUCAAGUACUCGGCCUCCACCCGGCGGCCCACCUCCAACGGGGAGUACGACAAGAAGAACUACGUCUGAGGGGCCAGGGACCGAGCCGGGCUGCAGCUCCCCGCCGGACCCAGAGCAGCCCCUGGACCCUGCCCUGUGCCCGGUUCCCUCCCCGGGGAUGCUUGAAAUGGCUCCGGGGAGGCGAGCUCCGAACUGGACUGUGCGCAGGGCGCGGGACAAGACCAGCCCCGCUGCGCGCCUGAAGGCGCCAGGAGCUCGCCCCUGUUUGAGCCUUUGACAAACGUGAAACAAAAAGGACCACCGGCAUGAAUGCCGUCUCUCUUCCCGGCCCUUCUGCCUCCUCCGGGAUGAGCGGUAAAUCGGCCGGCUGGUUUGUUUUGAGAUGUAUGCUAUGUAACCUGAACGCGAGUUAACCUGUCGCUGCAGGAAUGUGGACCACAGAGCAGGGGCUCAGGGGUUUUUAAAACUACUUCGUGACUAUUUACAAACCCGCACCUGCUUAUUUCAUUUGAUUGUUAUUGCUGCCCCAAAAAUGACCUACGGGAUUGGUUAGGUAGCGUUAGAGAAUAAGAUAAAGUCUCCAUCCGAUGGUGGAGAAAUGAGAACUCCCUUAAAACAAAACUUCUUAAGCAGCGACUUCAUCUCCCUAGCCAUAGCAGCAGGAGGAAUCAGCCUUCCCUUCCUGUAAUUUUUUUAAUUUAAAAAAGCUUAAUUCUGCUGUUGUAAUGUGCUGCCUUGCCGCUGUACAGACCCGAGUGAACACAUGGCUAAUGAAAUUAACUAACCUAAACUCUGCGGGCCAUCAGUCUAAGCAGUUAGGACGAUUCUGGUACAGGAUUUUACAGAACUAUUUCAGAACUCAACACUCCUUAUUUGUUAACCCUGGUUUUUAAAUAAAAACAAACAAGAUUGUCUAUAUUUUAUAUGUAUAUUUUUAUAUUCUGGCUGCAUGUUUUGUUAUUGUAAAGAUGUCCGAACUAUUUGGGGCAGGAAUAGGUGACAGCCAACACUGGAAUUUGGUAAUUAACAACCAGUGUCUGGUUGUUUGAGACAAACUUUGGAAGGAGAUGGGGUAUGCUGGGGCAUCAUGCACAGCUAACAAAUUGUUCUCCCAUUUUGGGUCGAGAACAACCCUUAGUGCAUAGGAGUUUAUAGUAUAAUGUAUCUGCAAAAAUAAGAGAGGAGUUUGCAUCUGUUAGUGCAUCAAAUGGCUUGUGCUAUCAAACAUCUUUUCCUAGGGGCAGGUGCCCUGAACAUUCCCCCAGUAGGACUUUGUCAUCGCUUCCUUCAAAUUUGAACGUCAUGGGUGCGAUUUGGCUUUUUUAAUGGAUUCUUUUACAAGACUUCACAUUUUUAUGUCUCUUAUCAACUGAUCUGUGUGAUGAUAAUGAAUUGUGCCACUAUUACACUAACUUUCCUCAUAAAACAUUUUCAGGCCUGUCACAUUUUCUUAAAAAAAAAAAAGACCUUUGGGUUGAAAUGUCUUUUAUUUAUUUUCUUGUAAAGAAAAUACCUGCAUCUGACUUAUUGUAACAGUGGUGGGUUUAUUUGUUUUUUCAUUAUUUAAGGAAUUUUUUCAAUUUGUUUGAAAUAAAAUUUAAGUUCUUUUUAAAGAUUCAAACUAACCUUGGUCUUAAUUCCUCAGUUUAGACAAUUAGCCUCUGCCCUGCUAUGUUUGAAGAAAAUUGGUUUAGAACAAUCAUGGACUGGGAUCUUUGAUUUUCCUCUAAUUGGGACAGUCCUUCAGGUAUAGACACUGAUCCAUGUACACCUGAAGCACUGGGCAUUCAAAUACAAUGUAAGAUGAGUUUUAACCUUGAUUGCUCUGUACUCUCAGGCCAGCCAAGCAUCCCUCCUCCUUAAUCCAUUCGUAGUCUAUGUUUACUUGAAUAUGAAAUCAUUAUAGCAUACAAUGUGUACUUGCUCUGGCACAUGCUUUGCAUGCACAAUUUGAAAUUGGAAGCAUUAAUGGUGAAUAGAAUAUGGUUGGGCCAAGUAGGCUUCUUCCGAUGUCACUUUACAAGUAAUGUAAAGGACUCAGCAAGGUCUUGAUUGCCGUCUUACUGAGUCCGUCUUGCUGCCAAUAUCAAAUUUUGUGUGCUCAGCAGGGGCACAAUUUAAUGUGAAAAUGCAUCUGUUUGGUUUUGCAACAGCAGUUAAAUUUACUAACACCAUUCUUUAUUUUAAAAACAAACAAAGAAAUGCAAAAAAUUCUUAACCUGAUAUUAUGGCUGAGACUUUACAUGCAAUAAUCAAGAAAUGCUAGGUUAUGGCUCCCAUAGCCACCAUAACUUUUAUCACCAGGGGAGGAAGGAUGACUAAUUUUCGCUCCACAACUUGGGAUUUCCUGACUUAGAUGUAUGUGAAACAAGGGAUUAGGAACUGAGUAAGUGUGACAGUUCCUAAUGCAAACCCUAAAAACAAUGACAAAAGUUCGAGGCCAUGUGACAGUACUCUUAUACCAACUCAGCACACUUCUACCGACCCUGAUGGACUCCGUAAGGAACUACUUUCUGCCUCCAACUAAUAAGGAAACACUCUACACAUUAGUCUCCCUCGCAGUAUAACACUAAAGCUUAAUUACAGCCUAAUGGUUCCAUCACAAACGUAUAAUAUACAUGUGUAUGUCAACUCUGAAUAUUUGCCAUUGUUGCUGAGACUUGUGAUUUAACUGGAUCCGUAGUUUUGCAAUAGGGCUUCAUCCAUAUUGUUCUUGCUUUGCUUAGUAAACAUAAAAAAGUGGUGGUGUCAAUACACAGAGGCUUGAGAAACUAGGACCUUGAUCCUGCAAACACUUAUGUAUGUGGUUAACAUUAAGCACAAGAUUAGUCCCAUUGGAGAUAAAACUUCAUGCUUAAACACAAGCAUGUUUGCAGGAUCUGAGCCUAUGUGAUCAUUAAGCAAACUCCAUAUGUGUAGAAUUGUUUCCUCAGUAAAGAGGUGCAGUUCUUAAACUGUCAGUGUCUUAAAUGAGAGCUACAAUACUGUUAUUGUGAUGUAAUAUGUGAUUUUGGUACAAGAGUGAAAUAUUCUGUGUUUCAUCUUUGCAACUUUUGUUUGUAAACAUUGUAACCUUAUAAACUGUAAAUGUAUUUAAAUGUGUACAUUUUGCAAGAAAUCUACCAAAACUGGCUUGUAA
This is a messenger RNA of Chelonia mydas (Green sea turtle), 3797 nucleotides long. It is a transcript of the gene CLDN5, whose product is annotated as claudin 5. Gene Ontology annotation, biological process: cell adhesion; bicellular tight junction assembly. Gene Ontology annotation, cellular component: bicellular tight junction; plasma membrane. Lineage: Eukaryota; Metazoa; Chordata; Testudines; Cheloniidae. The record is from RefSeq and is a predicted model, not a curated record. The transcript has a single exon. The coding region runs from base 71 to 727 and encodes 218 amino acids. Gene Ontology annotation, molecular function: structural molecule activity.